AUGGAGGUAGAUUCUGGGUCAGGAUUCACAAUUGUCUCCGACAAAACAGCGAGGUCGUUUUUUUUAGGGGGUAAGCUUCCUCCAUUGGAGCCAUUCCCCGCCACAUUACAAUCGUACUCGGCCUGCCGGAUACACAUCCUUGGAAUGUGUUCCGUCAAUGUAAGUUUUAAAAACAAAAGGGCUGUGCUUAAGCUGGUGAUUGCCAAGGGAAAGCGCACUAGCCUAUUGGGAACAGACUGGUUUCCUGCUUUAGGGCUGGGCAUAUCUGGGUUGAACGCCAUAACAAUAGCCCCAAACACAUUCGAGAAGCUUUAUGAGGAGUUCACACCAUUAUUUGAUGGCAGUCUGGGGUGCUAUAAAGGGCCCCCCAUUAAUUUUGAGUUGGACCAAGGGGUGACUCCAGUCCGCCUUAAACCAAGACGAGUACCAUUUGCCUUGCAGCCCAAGAUAGAGGCAGAACUCGACAAACUAGUCCAGCAAAAGGUAUUGGAACCAGUUGACUCAGCGCGGUGGGAAACCCCAAUAGUGACCCCGCUAAAGGCAAACGGGGAAGUGCGUAUCUGCGCAGACUAUAAAUGCACAAUAAAUAAGGCAAUUCGGGGAAAUUCCUACCCCAUUCCAGUGGUGUCGCAACUGCUAGCAAAGUUGGCGGGAGGCAAGGUAUUUGCAAAAAUUGAUCUUGCCCAGGCGUACCAGCAGUUACCUGUAACACCACAGACCGCAGAGGCUCAGACUAUUGUAACCCACAAAGGAACAUUUAAGGUAAACCGAUUGCAAUUUGGAGUAAGUGUAGCUCCGGGAAUAUUCCAGGGCAUUAUGGAAAGGUUAUUAAGGGAAGUACCGGGCACACUCGUGUAUUUUGAUGAUGUCCUAAUAUCGGGAAGGAACCCCCACGAGCUGGAAAGCCGCAUCAGACAGGUGCUUUACAAGUUCCAGGAAGCUGGACUCCAUCUAAAAAAGGAGAAAUGUAUUUUUGGAGUUCCUACGGUGGAUUUCCUCGGUUACACCAUUGAUGCUGAGGGAGUGCACCCCAUGGAAAGCAAGGUUAGGGCCAUCGCUAAUGCACCCAAACCCAGCAACAAAACGGAACUCCAAUCAUUUUUGGGUCUGAUAAACUUUUACCAUGCGUUUUUACCGCACAAAGCAGCGGUGGCAGAGCCCUUGCACAGGCUUCUGCAGAAGAAGAGCGUCUGGCAUUGGGGAAAGCCGCAGCAAAAGGCUUUCGAAACCAUAAGGGGAAUGUUGUCUGCUGAGAGCGUUUUGGCACAUUAUGACGAAACGAAGCCCCUCGUACUUGCUUGUGAUGCAUCGCAAUAUGGGUUGGGAGCUGUGCUCAGCCACAGAGAGGCGGAUGGGUCAGACAGACCCAUCUCAUUCUAUUCAAGGACUCUUACUUCCACCGAGAGGAACUACGCGCAGAUUGACAGAGAGGCAUUGGCUGUGGUAGCGGGGGUUAAGAAAUUCUAUGACUAUGUGUAUGGGCGAUCGUUCCUAAUCGAAACGGACCACAAGCCAUUACUAGGCCUGUUUAACCCCAACAAACAAACUCCUCAAAUCCUGUCUCCUAGAAUGCUCAGGUGCUCAAUCUUUUUAAAUGGGUUCCAAUAUAAAAUAUGUCAUGUGAAAGGGAAAUUGCUCUGUCACGCAGACGCCCUCAGCCGGCUGCCACUCCAGGGAACUGGUGAUUGUGAUCCAGCACCAGCGGAACAGGUCACGAUGUUGGAAACUCUGCCAGGCGCUCCUGUGACCGCGGAAGAAGUGGCGGCCAGGACGCGAAAGGACCCCACACUCUCCCGAGUCCUCGCCUGGGUAGGGAGGGGGUGGCCCAGUGGGGGCCAAGAAGAAAAAUUCCGCCCAUUCGUAAUGCGGCAGCAUGAGUUGUCACUUCAUAAGGGGUGCAUACUGUGGGGGGACAGGGUGGUCAUUCCGAACCCACUGAGGAAUCGCAUUCUAGAGACCUUGCACAUGGGGCACCCGGGAAUGGUCAGAAUGAAAUCCCUGGCACGUUGUUAUGUGUGGUGGCCAGGGAUGGAUAAGGAAAUAGAAAUGUGGGUAAACACGUGCAAAACAUGCCAAGAGGUUCGACCUGAGGUUCCCGGGGCACCUAUUCAUUGGUGGGAACAGUCAAAGGCGCCAUGGAACCGUCUUCACAUAGAUUUCGCGGGCCCCUUUCAAGGGAAAACAUUUUUGGUUGUGGUCGACGCAUACUCGAAAUGGUUGGAGGUAGCCUUAGUUUCCAGUCCCACAUCAGCAGCCGUUAUCAAAGUUUUAAGGCGCUUGUUUGCCACGCAUGGUCUGCCAGGAACAGUGGUGUCAGACAAUGGGGCAGCAUUCGUGUCAAAUGAGUUCAGAGGGUUCCUUGCUGACAAUUUCAUACGAGGAGUAACCUCUGCCCCUUUUCACCCCUCCUCUAAUGGUCAAGCAGAACGAAUGGUGCGAACCGCAAAAGGGGCUAUUUCACGUCUAAUGGAGGGUGACUGGGCAGCCCGAAUAGCUCGUAUGCUAUUCUUGCAGCACGCCACACCCUGCACAGCCACUGGAAAAUCACCAGCUGAGCUGCUGUUAGGCCGAAGGUUGGUGACAGUCCUGGACUUUGUGCAUCCAGAUAGGAUGCCCUCGCGUCCAGCACGGGAGCCACCCCCACCUGAAGGGGAUAGAACGAGACACUUUAAUCCGGAGGAUCUCGUGUGGGUGAGAAAUUAUGCCAGAGGUCCGAUUUGGGUUCCGGGAGUCAUUUCACGGGCCACCGGUCCCGUGUCAUAUCAUGUCACGUUAUCACAAGGUCAGGUCUGGCGCAGGCAUGUGGAUCAGCUGAGACGCAGGAUACCCAGCCGGAGUGAUGCCGAGGAACCUAACGCCUCUGCAUUAAAUGGGGAGUCGCCAUCCCCGAGCCAGGUAGAGACACCUGCACUGGUUAAUGCCCCGCCAGGGCAGACAGUCGGUGCACUACCCGCUGAAAACACAGAGUUGGCGGAAGAAAAUGAGCUGGGGGAACCAUUAGCAGGGACAGGGGUAGCCAAUACACCCGAGGAGAUCCCUCAGCCGCCAAUGCCUCAGGUCACAACACCAGAGGUGAGACGAUCGGGUAGAGAUCGCAGGAAGCCACAGUUCCUGAAAGACUACGUGUGUCAUUCCCGCUAA
This is a messenger RNA of Lacerta agilis (Sand lizard), 3141 nucleotides long. RefSeq lists its product as uncharacterized. The transcript has a single exon. Gene Ontology annotation, molecular function: nucleic acid binding. Gene Ontology annotation, biological process: DNA integration. NCBI's taxonomy places the organism in Eukaryota, Metazoa, Chordata, Lepidosauria, Squamata, Lacertidae. The coding region runs from base 1 to 3141 and encodes 1046 amino acids. The record is from RefSeq and is a predicted model, not a curated record.